Messenger RNA from Manis pentadactyla (Chinese pangolin), 3726 nucleotides. RefSeq names its product calcium homeostasis modulator family member 5 (gene CALHM5). Gene Ontology annotation, molecular function: monoatomic cation channel activity. The transcript has 2 exons. Bases 103 to 1032 code for a protein of 309 amino acids. The record is from RefSeq and is a predicted model, not a curated record. Lineage: Eukaryota; Metazoa; Chordata; Mammalia; Pholidota; Manidae.
GGACUGUUGUUUGUAAUGAAGAAAGAGCUCCACCCUCGGUCACCGACACAACUGCUCUGCUAAUAAAUAAGCACAAAGCAUUUCCCUUUGUUCAUCUCCAACAUGGAUGCUUUUCAGAGGAUUUUAAAAUUCUUCCUUAACCAGAAGACUGCUAUUGGCUACAGCUUCCUGGCUCUGCUGGCCGUGGGAAGUGAGCGUCUCUUUUCACUCGUGGCUUUUAAGUGUCCCUGCAGCACUGAGAACAUGGUCUAUGGGCUGGUUUUCCUUUUUGCUCCUGCCUGGGUGUUACUGAUCCUGGGAUUCUUUCUAAACAACAGGUCCUGGAGACUCUUCACAGGUUUCUGUUUGAAUCCCAGGAAGAUCUUCCCCAGAGGCCAUAGCUGUCGCUUCUUCUACGUCCUCAGCAAGAUCACUCUGAGUUCAUUGGUGGCUCCCACAAUGUGGCUUUCUGUGGCUUUGCUCAAUGGGACGUUCUACGAAUGUGCCGUGAGCGGGACGAAGAGCUCAAGACUCCUAGGACUGAUUUGCAAGGGUAAGCCCCAGGAGUGCUGGGAAGAACUCCACAAAGUAUCUUGUGGCAAAACCAGCAUGACCCCUGCGGACAAUGAAGAGCUGAAACUGUCCCUGCAGGCCCAGUCUCAGAUUCUAGGAUGGUGCCUGAUUUGCUCAGCAUCUUUCCUCUCUCUGCUCACCAUUUGUUAUGCUCGCUGCCGAUCUAAAGUCAGCUACCUUCAGCGGAGUUUUUGGAAGAUGUAUGCACAAAAGGAGAAGGAGCAUUUGGAAAAUACGUUCCUGGACUAUGCCAACAAAUUGAGUGAGAGAAACCUGAAAUGCUUUUUUGAAAACAAGAGGCCAGAUAUCUUCCCCAUGCCCACUUUUGCUGCCUGGGAGGCUGCUUCCGAGAUGCAUUCCUUCCACCAAAGCCGGCAACACUACAGCACCCUCCAUAAGGUGGUGGAGGAUGGUCUGGACCUUAGUCCUGAGGACGAUGAGACCACAAUGGUACUCGUGGGUACUGCCCACAAUGUGUAGCUCAUCCACCAUCGCUGACUCAUGGUGUCCAGAUUACACUCAUUCUGACAUCUUCCUACUGCUUAACAACAACCUCUGUAUCUCGGUGUUUUCUCACAUUUAGCAUUUCUUUAUAAGCCAAUAACACAAAAGAAAGCAGCUUGCCAGCUCCCAAGUCCAGACAGUGUCAUCAUGUGCUCAAACUGAUGCUGGGAAAGUGGCAAGCACAGUGACAAAGGUGCUCCUGCACUGCUUGGAGCUGGGCUUGGUGACUUUGAGUUCUAAGAUUUUAGGAUUCAACAGUGGACUCAUGCAAGGUCUGCCACUCUAUAUAAAUACUGGUCAUUGCAUCUGGGGUCAGCAGUGGUGACUGGUGAGUGAGCAAGUGACUUUUAAUAGACGGCUGUACCCAAGGGGACCUGUGGUAAAGUCAGUGGAAAUUCUUGUCCUGUAAAUCUAUCCUACUGAUUUUCAAGGACGUUUGAAAUUCAUUCCCUCAGAAUCUGAAGAUAAUCAGUUCUUAAAAAUAACACACUGAAAGGAUAUGAUGCAUAAAAUUCAGAGUUUUUCACAUAUUCCCACUGUGCACUGAAAAUAUGCUCCUACAGAUAAUUUUUCCCUCUUUGACCCCUUUCUACAUUAAAAAAAUACACAUACACACAGAAAUAUACACACACAUAUGUGUACUUAUAUUUAUGACUAUAUUGAUAUAAAGACAAAUAUAUUAAUACUAUAUAUUAAAACAUUUUUUUUCAAUCCAAAAGUUUGGUUAUUUCUUUCAGAUUUUAAAUAAAUUCAAAAUACUUUUGUGAGCCCCUACAAGUAUUACGGGCUCUAGGCACAGUGUCUACUGUGCUGAAUGAGUAAGUCAGCCCUGAUUGGAGAUCUGGGGAAAUUGUCCAAAGUGGUGUUGGUUUGAAAAUGUUCUGAAGUUUUAUAUUUAUCAGAAAUAACACUUAUUUUUCAUUUUUCAUCCCACAUUAGUUUAAAUACAUAUGUUGUAUGUGCCAUAUAUAUAAUAUAUAUUUAGAAUUCCCCUUAUACCUCUGAGUGCAACUGAUGUUUAAGGGACAGGCGCAGUGUUUUAUAUUGUGAUUCACACCUUAUUUCACUAAGAGUCCUUGUCUCCUAGUAGAGAAUCCUGGGGAUGAAACCUUUUCACCAUGGAACAUUAUCCUUAAUUGGAGAAAGGCCCUUAUUAGGUAUAAGACCUGGAAAAUACCCUUGGGAACUUGGAGGUACAGGAUCUGGUGUGUGUGUAGGUGGGAGAGUGAGAGGUGGGGGUCGUGAGGUUUCAAUAUUAGAAAUAUUAUUUGGGUUUUAAACAUGGUGCAUGAUAAAAGUUUAACCACUGACACUCAAAAGAAAAAAAAAGUCUUGAUUUGAAGUGUUUGCCAAUUUCCAUGUGUAAUUUCAAGUUACCAGGUUAUGUCAUUGAAGGCAGAAUUAGUGCCUAACUUCAGUGCAUCUGGGUUUCACUUUAAUAAACUUAACCAUGGUAAAUUAAACAUGGCUCAAUGUCUCCAGUUGAGAGAUGGCAUCUUAUUCUCUUCCUCUUGGAUAUGGCCUGAAUGAACCAAUAGAAUGUAACCAAAUGGAAGACAGACUGUAAAAGUGUUGCAUCUUAUGCCUUAGUCUCUGGCAAUGCUCAGCCUGGUGGAAGCCAGCCACCAUGUAGGAAGUUCAAUAACCCUGAGAAUUCCAAGCUCUGAAGGAGGCCAUGAUAGCCAAGUGGAGAGACAGAGAGGUGGAGUGAGAGAGAGAGAGACAGGUGCCUGAUCAGGCCCAGGACUUCCAGUUAUUCUAGAUUAGGUGCCAGACAUGUGAGUGAAGAAACCAUUUUGGACAUUUCAGCCUCAGUGGACAUUCAUGGAGAGGAACCAGGGAACCCAGCAAACAGCCAACCUCAGACCUGUGGUCCUCGUGAAGCCAUCCCAGCAAUCAGACUUCUGAGCUGCCCUGUCUGAGCCUGCAGACAUUGUACUCCCCAUUAUGUCUUCUUCAAAUUCCUGAUGCAGAAAAUCAUGAGCUUAAAUAAAUGUUUGUUUUUAAAGCCACCAAAUUGUGGUAGUCUAUGAAGCAAUAGAUAGCCUGAACACUAAUACAUGAAAAUAAGAAUUUAUUAAAGGAGAGAAAUUAGAGGCAAAUUGAAUUUAAGCAUAGAUUUAUACAAAGAUUUUGUACAUAGGCUUUUCCUUAAUAUGUUUUCCUUCUAGAUCCAGUUAGCAGUAUAUCUCCUAUAGAAUGAUUUGAUAGAUGCUGAAUAGGUACCUCUCCAAAAGAGCUUCACCAAAGCCUGAGGUUCAUUUUUAAUUAUUUCUGGUUAAACUUGGUUUGAGAAAAACACAAUUACUACUGGUUAAAUUCUUUUUAAAGUAAAUAUUACUGGGAGGAGUAACAUCUCAUUUGUCAUUAAUAACUAAAAAAUGGUAGGGGAGGGUACAAUACAGGUCUUGAGUGAACUAGAACCAGAUUGUCUUCUAGUCUUGUUCCUCAACAUGUUGUAUUCAGAUCGUCAGCAUCAUAUCAUGAGGAAUUUUGUUAGAAAUGCAGAAACAGACCCCAUCUCAGACCUGCUGGAUCAAGUCUGCAGUUUCACAAGAUCUAAGAUGACUCCUAUGCAACCUAAAUUUUAGAAGUGCUGGGGAGGAUUAAAGAUGGCAGCGUGAGAGGUGAGACAGAGGCUUCCUCCUAAAACUGCAUGUAAUACAAAAA